UAUUAAUAAAAUAAUAGGUGGGACACACAGAAAAAUUAAGCGUUGGUGCUUCUUCUGCCUAAUUAGACGUCGCUGCUUGGCUUUUUCGCGGGCCCCACUGACACGUGGCGGCUCGCGAUUGGUUCGUUUUAAUUUUUUUUUUAAUUUAGAAAAAAAAAACCAAAAAAAAAAAAAAUUAAACACCCCAGUUGGGGUGCCAGGGUUAAAGAUGGUCUAAGGGUUGAGGCGAACCACCGAGACAGAUAUGGUCGGUUGAUAGCCUCUACACGGGGGAGAAAAGGUUGGAGCCGUACAAGUGCAGCAAUGACAUGUGACAAAAGCCCCCGAGUAUGUCGUCUCAAAGGAAGUUCAGGCCGUGCUUGCUGUCGUAAGAGGUGUGUGGACUUGAGGACCAACAAAUUGAACUGUGGAAGAUGUGGGAAAAGCUGUCAAUACUCGGAGAUUUGUUGCAACGGGUAUUGUGUAAACCCAAUGUUUAAUAAGAGACAUUGUGGAGGUUGCUUUAAGAAGUGCAACAAAGGGAGAUCGUGUGCCUAUGGAAUGUGUAAACCCAAUGUUUAAUAAUAGUCAUUUCAAAACAAAUAUAAUUAGAAAUGCAAUAGUCUUACACAAUAAUAAUCUGUAUAUUUAUUAUUUUUACAUAGACUUGAAGGUUUUAGUAAUUAUACUUUGUUCUUAAAAUCCGACAUUAUCGUAUUCCCGUUUUACUCUAUGAUUUUAAACCGACAUCUAAGAAUGUGAAUGUACAUAUUUUGGCGGAAGUUGACUUUUCUGCCUAUAAAAAACGAUAAUAGUGCCAUUUGUUAAUUGCCGUCUCAGAUAGUAUUAUUCUAUAUAUAUUACUUGUUUUCAGUCGUAUUCAAAUAAAAGAGCAUUAUAUUAAACAAGUUGAAGUAUAAAUAGCAAAGUCAAAACCAACCCAUCGUCAUCUCAAGCUCGUGCAAUCACGUCUACCUAUAACUAAGAGCAUCGACCGAAGAAGUACUUCUUUAACAAUUUAAAUUCAUGGGGUAAGUUUCAUUUCACUAGUCGGCCCUACUAUCCGUGUGUCCCACCUUCUCAUCUUUCAUAAACUACAUAAAAAUUCAUAUACUUAAAUGCAAAUUAAUGAUUGUACAUUGUCUAGCUCAUACCUAUGUCGUGUAUAUAUAUAUUUGCUCACACAUAGUUCAAAUCAAGCCUCUCCAUCUUCAAGCAAAAAUGGCUUCUCUUUUGUUAACAGUUUCACUUCUCUUUGCAGCUCUCUCUUAUCCUCUUGUAGAGGCUGCUUAUUAUAGUAAUAGUUAUUACACCACCCCAAAACCAUUACUAAACCCAAUCGAUUCUUGCUGGCGUAGAAACCCUAACUGGGCAUCUAACCGCCGCGCUCUAGCCGAUUGCGCGGUUGGGUUCGGUAAAGCCGCAAUAGGGGGCAAAUACGGGUCAGUCUACGUGGUUACAAACCCAUCGGACAACCCUGAAAACCCUAGACCCGGAACCCUACGGCACGCCGUGAUUCAAUCUAAACCGCUAUGGAUCACAUUCGCACGUGACAUGGUCAUAGUGUUGCAAAACGAGCUCAUCAUGAACAGCUACAAGACUAUCGACGGAAGAGGAGCCAAGGUGGAAAUCGCAUACGGGGCAUGCAUAACGGUCCAACAUGUGAACCAUAUCAUUAUACAUGGGAUAAGUAUCCAUGAUUGUAAACCGGGUAAGUCGGGUCGGGUGCGCAGCAGUCCGACCCAUAUUGGAAGUAGGAAAGGAUCGGACGGUGACGCAAUCGCCAUAUUUGAUUCUUCACAUAUUUGGAUCGAUCAUUGCUUCUUUUCUCGGUGUCAAGAUGGUUUGAUCGAUGUGCUUCAUGCUUCGACGGCCGUCACUAUUUCUAAUAAUUACUUCACACAGCACGAUAAAGUGAUGUUGCUCGGGCAUAAUGACAAUAAUGUGGAAGAUAGGAUUAUGCGAGUUACAAUUGCAUUCAACCAUUUUGGACCGGGUCUCAUUGAGAGAAUGCCUAGAGUAAGGCUAGGGUAUGCGCAUGUAGCUAACAAUAGAUACGAGAAGUGGCAAAUGUAUGCAAUCGGAGGAAGUGCUAAUCCAACUAUCUUCAGCGAAGGCAACUACUUCGUUGCUUCUGAUGACCUUAGCAAAAAACAGGUGACAAAGAGAAUAGAAAGCGGAUAUGAUUCGAAAAGGUGGAAAUGGAGAACAUCAAAAGACGUUUUCAAGAACGGAGCUUACUUCGUGCAGUCUGGAUACGGAACCGUCACGCCGUUGUACGGAAGAGCAGAGUGGUUUCCGGUGUCCCACGGCUCUCUCGUCCCUUCUCUCACUUCCUCCGCCGGCCCUCUCCGUUGCUACUCCGGCAGGACUUGCUGAUUAUUUAUAAUAUUCAUAAACAUGUUUUGUUUUUGUGUUUUUUCUUUCAACAUCGAGGCGGAAUUCCUGUAUCUGAGGUGUAUUAUGUGAAUUCUUCUUACCCGGGACGGAAUUCAAAUUUAUGGAGGAUCGAUUUUUUUUUUUAAAGUUUUUCUUUUUGAAGUUUGUUUUUAUAAAGACUUGUAUAAUUCAGUAAUGUAUCUUUUAAUCCAAAACUUGAGUUGCAUAAUUAUAAAAUUUGAAGUUUAUAAUGUGAAGAGUGUAAAUAUAUGAUGGGUAUGAUGAUAUUUUUUAUACGAAACGACAAUAAACAGAACUGUUAGAUUCAAGUUUAUUAUGGCUUCCAAUUUAAAACUAAUUGGUAAUAAGUGGAUUGGCCAUAACCAUUUAUAUAGUAGUAAAUUAAUUUUUAUAUUUUCGAUGUGGGAUGUUUUUUUUAUCAAUAUCCUUCCUCACGCUCAGACAUCUAGGUCUGAAACGUGGACAAUGUGGGAAUAACAUUCACAAAGGGUCCAACAUCGGUAUAGUAGUAGUACUUGUAGUCAAAUGAUCUUAUCGCUCUAAUACCAUGUUAGAAUCGGGUUAAUUAUGGACUUUCAACUUAAAGCCAAUUGAUAAUGAGUGGAUCGGUCAUAACCCUUUAUAUAGUAGUAGAUUAAUUCUUAUAUUUUCGAUAUGAGAUGUUUCUCAUCAAUAAGAACUUUAAAGAAAUUGAUAUAUAGUACUCCCAUAAGAAAAGUGAUGAUGUCGACAAAAAAAAGAAAGAAAAGUGAUGACAAUGCUAUUCUCAAAAAGUAUUAUUGUUUUAAAAAUAUUACUACUAGCUCAUUCUUUCCUAAAAAAAAAAUAUUACUACUCAUUCUCAGUCGUAUUUAAAUAGAGGCGCCGUAUAUUAACCAAAAUCAAAAAAAAAAAAA
This is a messenger RNA of Brassica rapa (field mustard), 3275 nucleotides long. RefSeq names its product putative pectate lyase 2. The record is from RefSeq and is a predicted model, not a curated record. NCBI's taxonomy places the organism in Eukaryota, Viridiplantae, Streptophyta, Magnoliopsida, Brassicales, Brassicaceae. Gene Ontology annotation, molecular function: pectate lyase activity.